Molecule: messenger RNA, 1342 nt
Organism: Trichomycterus rosablanca
Lineage: Eukaryota; Metazoa; Chordata; Actinopteri; Siluriformes; Trichomycteridae
Gene: crhr1
Product: corticotropin releasing hormone receptor 1
Exons: 14
Coding region: 50-1342 (430 amino acids)
Biological process (GO): cell surface receptor signaling pathway; adenylate cyclase-activating G protein-coupled receptor signaling pathway
Cellular component (GO): neuron projection; plasma membrane
Molecular function (GO): G protein-coupled peptide receptor activity; corticotrophin-releasing factor receptor activity; corticotropin-releasing hormone receptor activity
Source: RefSeq, a predicted model, not a curated record
GGAGAGUUUCGUGCGGAUAAGCGCAGCUAGUGGACCGAUUUCAGGCACCAUGCAUUACAUCCUGCGCCCUCAAGUGUUCUCCAUCUGGAUUACACUUAUCUCUGGAGCCACGGCCGAGCUGACAUGUGACACCCUGCUGUUGCUCACCACCAACCUCACAGCACGCACUUUAAUACUGUGGAACCAGACCAGCUUCAGCUCUAGUAAUACAACAGGUUUGUUCUGUAAUAUAUCAGUUGAUGGCAUUGGGACUUGUUGGCCCAGAAGCAGCGCAGGUGAGGUAGUAGCCCGGCCGUGUCCUGAGACCUUCCUGGGUGUCCGCUACAACACCACCAAUAAUGUCUACAGAGAAUGUCUCUCAAAUGGAACGUGGGCAAAGAAAGGGAACUAUUCUCAGUGUCAGGAAAUCCUCAAUGAAGAGAAAAAAAGCAAGUUGCACUACCACAUUGCAGUGAUCAUAAACUACCUUGGUCAUUGCAUUUCUCUCGCAGCGCUUCUAGUUGCCUUUAUUCUCUUCAUGAGGCUGAGGAGCAUCCGAUGCCUGAGAAACAUCAUUCACUGGAACCUGAUUACAGCAUUCAUACUGCGCAAUGCAACCUGGUUUGUAGUGCAGCUCACUAUGAACCCAGAAGUCCACGAGAGCAAUGUGAUCUGGUGCAGGCUGGUCACUGCGGCGUAUAAUUACUUCCAUGUGACCAACUUCUUCUGGAUGUUUGGUGAGGGAUGCUAUCUGCACACAGCCAUAGUCCUGACCUACUCCACUGAUAAACUCAGGAAGUGGAUGUUCAUCUGCAUCGGCUGGUGUAUUCCGUUUCCCAUUAUCGUCGCAUGGGCCAUUGGUAAGCUCUACUACGACAAUGAAAAGUGCUGGUUUGGGAAGCGAGCUGGUGUUUAUACUGACUACAUCUACCAGGGGCCGAUGAUCCUCGUUCUUCUGAUCAACUUUAUUUUCCUUUUCAACAUAGUAAGGAUCCUGAUGACAAAAUUAAGGGCGUCUACCACGUCAGAAACUAUCCAGUACAGGAAGGCAGUAAAAGCCACUCUGGUUCUGCUGCCACUUCUUGGCAUCACGUACAUGCUGUUCUUCGUCAACCCUGGAGAAGAUGAGAUAUCCCAGAUCGUCUUCAUCUAUUUCAACUCUUUUCUUGAGUCUUUUCAGGGUUUUUUCGUCUCCGUGUUUUAUUGCUUCCUGAACAGUGAAGUGCGUUCCGCUGUCCGGAAACGCUGGCACCGCUGGCAGGACAAGCACUCGAUCCGGGCACGGGUCGCACGCGCAAUGUCCAUUCCCACCUCACCCACCAGGGUCAGCUUCCACAGCAUAAAGCAAUCGUCUGCUGUCUGA